Molecule: messenger RNA, 2420 nt
Organism: Bombus pascuorum
Lineage: Eukaryota; Metazoa; Arthropoda; Insecta; Hymenoptera; Apidae
Product: baculoviral IAP repeat-containing protein 7-like
Exons: 3
Coding region: 381-1598 (405 amino acids)
Biological process (GO): regulation of cell cycle; positive regulation of protein ubiquitination; negative regulation of apoptotic process
Cellular component (GO): nucleus; cytoplasm
Molecular function (GO): ubiquitin protein ligase activity; cysteine-type endopeptidase inhibitor activity involved in apoptotic process
Source: RefSeq, a predicted model, not a curated record
AAAGAGUUCUCGGAAUUUUAGGCUUGUGUGCGAUUCGUAGGCUGCGUCAUUUCAAUGUUAUGUACUGCGAAAAGUGAUACUCCGUUAUUCACGAAUCAUAACGGCAUUGCAAUCACUAUCGAGUUUAGAAUACUUCCCCUUUCCUCUUUCUUGCCAAAUGCGGAUGGUAUGUUCCAUUAAUGUACAACACAAUCGUAUAUUUAACGCAGUAUAUAUAUUAAAAUAUACGCACUCCAUAUGUUGCACAAUUUUAUUACAUGUAAUUGCAAGUUAACUUUACUUAUUUUCAUUAAUAAAACGAAACUGAUGCUAUGAAAGAUACUUAGAGUAGAAAAAAUAAUUGCAGGUUUGAAGACAUUUUUAACAAUAAUUCAAAUAAAAUGAAUAGUACAAUCACACAUUGGAACUUGGAGAAUGAUUCAAACUUAAAAACUUCAGAGAAUACACAUUUAUCACUAGCUGAUGUAACACAUGAUAUAAGUCAUGAUGAAGUAGAUAAUAUUGAUUACCGUUUUGAAGCAGCAAGACUUCAGAGUUUUGAAAAUUGGCCUAUAACAUACAUUGAACCUGAAAAGCUUGCAGCUGCAGGAUUCUAUUAUACAGGUGAAAGUGACAGAGUGAAAUGUUUUGAAUGUCAAGUUGAGAUAUGUAAAUGGGUAGAAGGUGAUAUACCCAUGGUCGAUCAUCAGAGAUGGUCUGCAAGGUGUAGAUUUAUUCGUAAACUGAACUGUGGUAAUGUACCCAUUGGAGUAGAUCCUGGUACAGUGAUACCACCAAUACCAAGAAGUAGGGAUGUAUGUGGUCCUUAUGGUUUAGAAUAUCGACCUACAUCUGGUCCCGAUGACCAUAAUUUUUCAAUGGAAGUACAACUACCAAACACAGCUAAACUUGGCUGUUUAGGUCUGGGUAGGACUAAGGGACCAGCACAUCCAGAAUAUGCUAGUUAUGAUGCUAGGUUACACACAUUUUUAACGUGGCCUAAAUCUAUGCCACAAACAAAAGAACAAUUAGCCGAUGCAGGCUUUUUUUAUACUGGGAAAGGUGACCAAACCUUGUGUUACCACUGUGGAGGUGGUUUGAAAGAUUGGGAACCAGAAGAUGAUCCUUGGGAGCAACACGCAAAGUGGUUUUCUAAAUGCUGUUAUUUAUUAAUCGUUCAAGGGCAAGAUUAUGUAAAUAAAAUAACAGGCCAGCAUAUAUCUCCACCUUCUAAAGAAGAAACAAUGCAGAUGAAUCUACCCAGUUUUAUUAGGAAAGUACAACCUACAAUGGUAGAAGUAGACAGGAAAGAAGAGACAGAAAGCAAACCAGGAUCUAGUUCUCAAAAUAAUGAUAUUUGGGAUAUUGCAAGCAAUACAGAACCCAUAAAAAGAAGUUUGGAAUCCAAGCCAGCAGAAAAUCCAUCAAAUAUAAAAACACAAAAUACCAAACCUACUGAUGAUGCAAGAAUGUGCAAAAUCUGUUAUAACGCAGAAUUAGGAGUGGUAUUUUUACCAUGUGGACAUAUGGUUGCUUGCGUAAAAUGUGCUCCUGGCAUGAUGAUUUGUGCAGUAUGCAGACAACCUGUUACAAUGACUGUACGAGCCUUCAUCUCAUAGUAUUCAAUUGAAUGUAUCGGGUGUAUAAAAAGUAAGUGUAAAAACCACCAUAGUAUAAUUCUACAUCUCUGUAUCAGUGAAAAUUUGUAAAAAGAAAUUCGUACAAAAAUGACUAUGACCUUGAAUUUUAAGGUCAGACAUUUUUUUUUUACCUUAUAUUCUGUUCAUCAUCAAGAUAAAAAACUUUAACCCUUUGCGAACUACCGUCGCAUAUAUGCGUUCUGCGUAAACCAUCAAUUUGGCCGAGUAACUCAUAUAUGCGUUUGGCAAAAACAACUGAUAGAGCCGAAAGACUCAUGUAUGCACAUAUAUAAAAAACUCAUAUGUGUGUCAUUUUAUUUAUCCUGUGGAAAUUCUGUGCAUGUACAUAUGGCUAGAAUUUGAGAUCUUGGAGUGCUAUGAACGAAAAUCGCGUCUAAGCAGAAAUGUGCGCUGGCAAUUUUAAAUGACUAUCGCGGCAGCGGCUCGACUCCACGGUACGGUUGACUUCGAACCGUCCCAUCCGCAAAGGGUUAAGGAACCAUGGAUCGCAACUCAACCGUUCUCUUGGAAGAAAAUGUUAAAGUUCCAUUAAUUUUUGAACUUACUUUAUUUAUAAUGUGCUUACAUUCUGCGAUCAGAUGCAGGUAAAAUAGCAUCUAUCGUUGCGCAUAAAUAACCCAUAUCCACGAUUAUAUAUCCUAUAUUUGUUCCUCCUUCCUUUUUGUCUUCUUUCUUCUUUUUUUCUAUUUAAACCGCCCCGAACUCGUAUUUGUACAUUUCGACUAAGUUUCUCCUCGAGAUUACGUAUUGACUUUGUAUGAUAAAAACCACAUUGAAUCG